GCACAUGACUUAACUACCUCUCUACACUCAAUGCCUCAAUCCCAAUUCCACCCUCUUCUUAGAUAUUAGAUCUUCCAUCUUCCCUCCACUCUUCUCCUCUUAUAAUCUUCAAUCAUUCAAUUCCCAAACUCAAAACUUCAAUAUUCCAAUUAACACCUAAAUUCAAUCCCCCCCCAUCAUUCCAAGGUAUACCUAAUUCCUUUCCAGUUUUGGGCAAAUUUCAACGCUUUUUACUUUCUAAACAUUUAAAGAUACUUCCAUCCUAAUGCUUCUUCGCCUAAUCGCAUUUACUUCAAAUUUAAUUCAAUUUGUAGGCAUUCCCCCUUUUGUGUUUCUCUCCUCACUCAACCAAUUCAGAACAAUUUUCAACCAUCUUAAACAUCCUCCUCCAUCUCUCCUCCAUAUGAUAUGUUCAAACAUCCCACCACAACCCAGAAGCUGUUUUAAUUGCUUCCUAAAUCAUGCACGCAUGCACAAGUGAUCAGAUCAUCCCCCAAUACUAUGCUCUAUCUAUCUAUGUUCCAAACAGGAAGCAGGAAGGCAGAAAAAUGAGGGGAAAGCCAAUGACUGGUAAACUCACCUUGUUUCUUUGUUUUGCGAGCUUUCUUGCUGGCUCGCUCUUCACUGCCCGCACCAGUAUUCAUACUAGAGACCCUCAGUUUCUCAACCAUCUCGAAAAUCUUGAAGCUGUACAAGAUUGUGACCACAAACGAAAAUUAGUAGAAUCAAGUGAUCAGGACAUUAUGGUGGAAGUUACUAAAACACAUCAAUCUCUUCAAUCUCUGGAGAAAACGUUCGAAAAUUGGGAGAUGGAAAUGGCUCUAUCUCGAACGAACGGGAGAAAUCAAAGAACUCCGCCGGAGAAGGCGUUCGUGGUGAUCGGAAUCAACACGGCUUUCAGCAGCAAGAAACGCCGAGACUCGAUUCGAGAGACAUGGAUGCCUCGAGGAGACUCGCUGAAGAAACUAGAGAAAGAGAAGGGGAUAGUGAUCCGAUUCGUCAUAGGAAAGAGUGGAAGACCUGGUGGAGCAUUGGACAGAGCCAUAGACGAGGAGGAGGAGGUGCACGGUGACUUUCUGCGGCUGAGACAUGUGGAAGAUUACCAUCAACUAUCGACGAAGACACGGCUGUAUUUCACCACCGCCGCGUCGCUGUGGGCGGCGGAGUUCUACGUCAAGGUUGACGACGAUGUUCAUGUGAAUUUGGGUGCGUUGGUGUCGGCCCUCGAACGGCAUCGGUCCAAGCCCAGGAUUUACAUGGGCUGCAUGAAGUCAGGCCCAGUUCUCUUUCAAAAGGGACUAAAGUAUCACGAGCCCGAGUACUGGAAAUUCGGAGAAGAAGGGAACGAGUAUUUCCGGCAUGCCACUGGUCAAAUCUACGUCAUUUCUAAAGACCUUGCUGCUUACAUUUCCCUUAAUUUUCCAAUAUUACAUAGGUAUGCGAAUGAAGACGUGUCGUUGGGAGCUUGGUUCAUUGGGUUAGAAGUGGAACACGUGGAUGAUCGUUCCAUGUGUUGCGGGACACCUCCAGAUUGCGAACCAAAAUCGAAUGGGGGGAAUGUGUGCGUGGCAACUUUUGAUUGGUCGUGUAGUGGGAUUUGUGAAUCGGUAGAUAAAAUGAAGGAGGUCCAUAAGUUAUGUGGAGAAGGCAAUGCAGCUAUUUGGAACGUUGACGUUUAAUGUCAUUGUUAUCCGUUUUCACUCCAUGCUUGUCCACUUAUAAUAACAACGAUGAACUUCCCAUUCAGAAUGCCAAAGUCAUCACUUUUGUACUUUGCAUCAAUCAAUGAGCAUCUAUUUACUCUCCGAUAUAUUUACUCU
Cucurbita pepo subsp. pepo (vegetable marrow) is the source of this 1820-nucleotide messenger RNA. Its product is annotated as Galactosyltransferase family protein. Gene Ontology annotation, cellular component: Golgi membrane. Gene Ontology annotation, molecular function: galactosyltransferase activity. Lineage: Eukaryota; Viridiplantae; Streptophyta; Magnoliopsida; Cucurbitales; Cucurbitaceae. The record is from RefSeq and is a predicted model, not a curated record.